AUGCGAUUCCUCCCCCUCCUCACCACGGCUCUGUUGCCAUUCACGUCCCUUGCGGCAAAGAAGGAUUCGAACAUUGACCGAUUCGCCGCCGCAUCCGCCAAAUCGACUCCGCUCAAACUGGCCGACAAGUCCUACGAUGCCCUCACCAAGUCCCCUAGAGACUACUCCGUCGCGGUUCUACUGACGGCCAUGGGCCCACAAUUCGGAUGCAUGUUGUGUCGGGAAUUCCAGCCGGAAUGGGAAAUGUUGGCCAAAUCGUGGAGAAAUGGGGAUUCCAAGGGCGAGAGUCGCUUGGUGUUUGGCACGUUGGAUUUCUUGGAUGGAAAGAGCACCUUUCAGUCGAUGCAACUGCAGACGGCUCCCGUCUUGCUCCUCUUCCACCCGACCACGGGUCCACAUGCCAGGAAUGAUAAACCGAUGGAGAGGCUGGACUUCAACACGGGAAUCAACAAGGCCGAACCCGUCCACCAAUUCCUCACCCGUUCCCUCCCCAAUCGCCUCCAUCCCGCCUUCUCCCGUCCCAUCAACUAUGUUAAGAUUGCCGUCACCACCACCUCCGUCAUCGGAGUCUUGACUUUCCUCUACGUCGCCUACCCCUACAUUUCCCCUCUCCUCCAAUCCCGCAACCUCUGGGCCGCUCUUUCUCUCAUCGCCGUCCUGCUCUUCACUUCCGGCCACAUGUUCAACCACAUCCGCAAGGUCCCCUACGCCGGCGGUGACGGCAAAGGUGGUUUGAACUAUUUCGCCGGAGGUUUCCAAAACCAAUUCGGAUUGGAAACGCAGAUUGUCGCCGCCAUUUAUGGCAUCUUGAGUUUUGCUACCAUUUCAUUGGCCCUCAAAGUCCCUCGCAUUGCCGACCAGAAAUCUCAGCAGGUCGCCGUCUUUAUUUGGGGUGGUGUCAUUCUGGCAGUGUACAGUUUCUUGUUGAGUGUGUUCCGCAUGAAGAAUGGCGGUUAUCCCUUUUGGUUGCCGCCGUUUUAG
Ramularia collo-cygni is the source of this 981-nucleotide messenger RNA. RefSeq names its product related to OST3-oligosaccharyltransferase gamma subunit. The transcript has 4 exons. Gene Ontology annotation, cellular component: oligosaccharyltransferase complex. NCBI's taxonomy places the organism in Eukaryota, Fungi, Ascomycota, Dothideomycetes, Mycosphaerellales, Mycosphaerellaceae. The coding region runs from base 1 to 981 and encodes 326 amino acids. The record is from RefSeq and is a predicted model, not a curated record.